GCCGCCGCCGCUAGCGGAGUUGAUGGCGAAGUCGGGAGUUUCAGCUACGUCGACGGGAGUUGUGGUGAACGCGUAGUGAAUGGUUGCCCCCCGAAAUAUCCGAACACGGAGCAGAAGAUGCAACCUCCGCCGAGAAAGGGCAAUUAUGCGAAAUUUUUGAAAAACCUUCACUCCGAACAAAUCAACAAACUAAUUUUAAAAAACCAACAUGAGUGCGACCUCUUAGAAGACAUUAGGACAUUUAUAAUCAAAAGAUCUGCAAUAGAAAAAUCAUACUCAGAAGCUUUACUUAAAAUAUCAUCAGCGUAUCUCAAUAAGAAAAUCCCGAAUAUUCCCGACAUUAAAGUAGAUGGAGGAGAGGAAAAAUGGAAUAUGUGGAAUGUGUGGAGGACCGUAUUGGAGGAAAACGAGAAAUUGGCGAGAGCGAGGUUGGCGGCUGUCGAAGUAUUCCAACAGCAAAUUGCAGACGAUGCCAAGAUACUGAGGGCGCAUAAACUACAAACGGCCAAAAAGUGUGUGGAUCAGCUAGCGUUGGUACAAAAGGAACUGCAGCUUUGUGUACAGGAUGUAGAUAAAACGAAAAAAUUGUACUUUGACGAAGAACAUGGAGCGCAUGAAGUUAGGGAUAAAGCUAGAGAUAUAGAAGAGAAGCUCAAGAAAAAGAAAGGCUCAUUUUUCCAGUCGAUCACCUCUUUGCAAAAGAAUAGCGCGAAAGUGUCUUCAAAGCGGGAUCAGUUAGAGGAAAAAUCGACAGGAGCCAGGAAUGAUUACCUUCUGUGCCUCGCUGCUGCUAACGCACAUCAAACUAGGUACUUUGUUGUGGACCUUCAACUCUGCAUGACGACCAUGGAAAGCGGGGUCUACGACAAAGUGGCUGAGUACCUUUCCUUAAUGGGUCGAACGGAGUUACUCACCUGCUCAGCAAUGCAGAACUCAUUUAGCACAAUUCGAGACCAGGCCAAACAGCUAACUCGAGAAUACAACCUCCAGUGCUGUUACCUCUACUACCCGGUACUGAAACAACACAUCCACUACGAAUUCGACCCCUGCGAUAACGACCCUGUGGAGCACGUCACCGCCGACCACGACUCCUCCUCCGCCACACUCAGUAAAGAGGCUCGCCGAUGGGCCACCAAAAUCGCCAGAGAGAACAAUAACGUGAAGGAGAGCGUUCGGAAGUUGCAGAUCUAUCAUGCGCUUAAAGAGUCUGGACAAAGGGUUGAUCCAAACGAUCAAAACGGUCCUGACUUAGAAACCAAGAUCGAAGAAAUGAAGCACGCAAUACGGAGGGCGGAGACGGCAAAAACGAAAGCGGAAGCUCGAAUAGAAUGUUUAAGAGGCGGCGGAGUCAACGUGGAUGAGUGGAUGCAAGAAGCUGAGUCACUUAACGUCCAAGACAUACAGAGAUCUACCAGCUCGUUAUCGGAUCACCCAAGCUCGGAUUCCUUCUACGACAGUGACUUUGCCGACGGGGAACCGACAGCGGGUCCUGUGGAAACGCGAGUGGAAGCGGUCAGCAAAGAGGAAGAACGAAGAGAGAGCCAAUCGGAUCACUACGAGGCCGCUGAGGUCGACGCCAUGUUAGAGCAAGAACGACAAAGAAUAGAACAGCUGACAGCAGGAUGGGACGAUCCUACUCAGGUGGAUUGGGGCACGGAGGACAACGCCGAAGAGGGCGAAGGGUUAGUAGGAAGGCAGGAAGCCGUCCCUUCAACGCCGCUACUCAAGUGCACCGCUCUCUAUUCCUAUACGGCUCAAAAUCCAGAUGAAUUGACAAUCGUCGAGAACGAACAACUAGAAGUAGUGGGUGAAGGGGACGGAGACGGUUGGUUAAGGGCGAGGAAUUACAGGGGUGAAGAAGGUUAUGUCCCACAGAACUAUUUAGAUAUAGAAAGAGAACAGUCAGUGACCACGCCCGGCCUACAGACUCAAAUAUCCUUUUCUUCCGUUGAUUAUACUGUAGAUAAUGAAGAGGAGAGUGCACAACAAGCUACAGAAACCACGCAGUCCCCCGAACAGAUUUCUGUGAUCUCUAUUCCGCAGAAAACUCCAGACGGCACAACUCCUGAAUAUUGUAUAGCGCUAUAUGACUACGAAGGAGAAGGUGGUGAAGAACUUACUUUCGAAGAAGGACAAAUAAUAAAGAUAUUGAGUAGGUGUGCACACAGCAUAGACGACGGCUGGUGGCAAGGAGAAUUGGAGGGUCACAUCGGCAAUUUCCCCUCGUUGGUGGUAGAGGAAUGCGACGAGUUUGGGGAACCCUUAGUUAACGAAUGGGACGAAACUCCUCCUCAGUCUGCGCCUCCCGUUUUUACACCACCAGACGUGCCCGAUUAUUUAGCCGAUACUGAAGAAGGUGACGAAGUGACGAUAUCUUCUCCACCCCUUCAACCGCCCCCGCCCGCUCCACCUAUAGAAGAAGGAGACGAAGCAAUCAACGAAAACGGAGAAAUACCAGAAGAGGGAGAAGUCGAGGCUGAAGACGGUGAAGAGGCGCCAGAAGACGCAGCGGCCUUAGGGGGCUUCGCCAUGGCGCUCUCCCGGGACCAACAGAACCAAUACGGAAGUCAAUUCAAUUCAAGAUCGUCCGGAGCUCCCAAUGCGGUGCCCACUAUCGACGUGCCAACGGUUGAGAUCGUCGAUGAGGAUUCGCAAGAAGUAGACCAGGAGGAUCAACAAGCAGAUAGUGAUUUUGGCUUGUGCGCCGCACAGAUCGUCAUCACUGCCGCUACUCCCAUGAUGGAAGAAGCGGCUAGUCCCUUUCCGCCACCGGAAGACUCAGAGGUGAAUCACAAAGACGGAGGUAAAGAUCACUCUUCCAUUCCCGAAGAAGACGAAGAAGACUCGAAGCCCUCGCCAUCUCAUCCAUCCGUGGAAAACGAUAAUAAACGACAAGAGACUAUGGACGAUUUGGAGGAAGUUUUUGAGGAUCAUCAUGCAGAUACGCCUUUUGUGGUGAGCAGCAGUACAGGUAGCGAUGGCGAAACAACAGGCCCCAGUACAGCAGAAAACUCAGUAAGUCAAGCCCCUCCAGCGACGGAACCCGAAACCAAACAGGUGGUCGGCGGAAGAGCUAGCAUCCCAGACGAAUUAGAACCUCACCAGUUGGCCCGCCUUCAAGACCUCAAAGAAUCCAACGCCUAGAAGAUAUUUUAAUUAACCAACGCGGUUUUUUUUUGGUCGGAACAAGUACCAAAAAAGUAUUUAUUCAUUUUUGAGGAAGUCAUAGAUUUACAUGUGCUUCACACUAUUCAAACGCAAAAACCGUUAACGUGAUCAGAUAUCAGUAGUCAAGACUGCGGAGAAAUAUGUGAGAUACGACAUAUAUAGGGGCGUGACGAGACAUUUCGUGACGCGACAGUUCGUAACACCACAAUUCGUAACGCCACACAUUCGUAACGGCAACACUUCGUUAUAUCGAAAGUUCGUAACUAUAACGUUUCGUAACGGUAUAAUUCGUAAUGUUGCACUUUGCAAUUGAAAUUACGUUGAUCGAUUUAACGAACCAGCAUCACGAUAAACACUUUAACACAUUUCAUAUUUCUUGGAGAAAUGUAUUUUGAAAAUUGUGUCUUAAAAUAAAUAUUAUCUACCUGUAACAGUAGUUUUACUACUUUACUUUUAAGUGAUAAUUCAGGAUAAUAAUUUAAAAAAAAUAUUCUUGAGUUGUCAGAUUUACAAAAAUAUAUACAUACCUAUGUAAAAAAUGGGUGAAAUGCAUUUAAAAAGAAGUGGUCUUAAAAAAAGUAUUACUACUUUUAGUGUAGGAAAGUAUGCAAAAUACAUUCGUUGUAUACAUUCAGUAAUGCUAAAUUUGCUAAAAAAAACUAAAUGUUGGCGUUACGAAUAGUUAUAGGUACGAUCUGUCGAUGUUACGAACUGUCGCCGCUACGAAUUUAUGGCGUUACGGAUUGUCCGUUACCAUUUGUGCGGUUACGAACUGUCGCGUUACCUGAUGUCAUGGAGCCAUAGGUGCUACCUUAAAGUUUUGUAGCAGAAAAGGUUGCAGAACUUUUUAUCUGAUUUUAAUAUAUUUUUCAUCGCAGGUUUAUGAAAAGAGAUAUGAAAAUAGAUCAUCAGGUAUGGCCAACAGGUAAACCACCAUCCAAAGAAAAAAUAAAGAUAUAACAGAAAUAUUACAGCUGAUACUACAAGAUAUAAAACCAUUUUAGGAACAGGGUGACUUUAUUGAUUAUUUUGAUGGUUUUGUUGAUGGGUUGAUUGUUUUUUUCCAUUACAACAUCCAUCUAUAAUAAAGUUUAAAAAUAUUCGCUAACCUGAUACAGCUAUCAUGUAUCAUUGUUGUUCCUCUAAUAAUAAUUCUCAUCUAAUUGCUCUAAUGAUUUCCUCAUCGAUUGUAUCUAUCUAACAUACUUGGCGUAGGUCGUUAUAUUAUACCUAGUACAAAAGUUAUGCAACAAGGACCAGACAUAAAACUUUAGGAUUAACCUUUUCGAAAAAUUUGACGUAUGCAGAAUAAAGCGUGGACAUUAUUUAAAGGAUUCUGUGAAUCCGUCUAAAUAUCAAUACGUGGAUAUAAGUAGAUACGUUAUAAAAGACUAGGAACAAGGAUUUCAAAAGUCGUCUAGAUCCGUAAACCCUUUUAGGUUUAGAUAAAGAUCCUGUGUCAGUAUAGAAGAGCAGAUGUUAAUGCUAGCUAAAUUUACUAUAGAUGAACAGCUUCAGUAUGAACACAAGGUGCUAUUGGCGAUAACUACCAAGUAAACAUUCUCUGGUAGAUAAUAAAACAUCUCAGCUAAAUGUUUUAGUAGUUUUCGUUAUCAUUUUAACCCCCUCUGUGGCUUAGUGGUAAGAGCGCCUAUCUUUGGAUCGAAAAAUCCGAAUGGUCGUGAGUUCCAAUCUCACCAGGGUCAGAAUUUUUUCGUUUAUUAUAAAUUAAUAAAUGAAAAUAGUUUCUGUCCUUGUGGGAUCGGUCCUCACCGGAGGGACCGCAGACGUUCGGAUACAAUUAGCGUCUCUUUGCAAAGACAAUGACGUCGACUUUGCAAAGUAACAAGACACUUACUCAACACACACACUACACAUUACUCCCCUGAGUUAGUGAUAAGUUAUAGUGUAAAAAAUCAUUAUGAAAUUGACUGGCCAGUUGGUUGUGAAAACCAGUGCUAAUAAAACACAAAACACACACGUUAUCAUUUUAUUCUUAAAUCGAGCAAAAUAAAUAUUUUCCUUUUCCUUGUUGAACCCAUUGAAGCGAUUCGGAUUUGGUUAUAUCAAGCUUUCGACUACAUUUUUGGAGUUAUUUUCUGGAUUUGGUCUUGUUUUGUGUCUCAGUCUUUCUACAUGAGUAACUCUUUUUAGAUUGUAGAUUUCAAAAGCGUCGUACGAUUUCGUUGACCUUCCCGUACUGAGGUCUGAAAAGCCUUUUAUAACCUAAAAUAAAGUUAGUUUGAUUAAGUAGAGUUAUUGUUUUCAUUCUAGUAUUACAACACAGCGUUAAGGUCUUCAUAUUAAGUCGUCGUCUUUGUCUUGUCUGCAUAGAGAUUGCUUUUUCAUACAUUUUGCGUCUCCUGUGGAGGUUGCCAACUUUUUUUGAAUCGACCAUAUUUUGGAUUUCCUUAUAUUGAUACGUAAACCAUGCCUUAUUCUAAUCAUUAGAACAUAUAUAGAGUUAGGAAUACUGAAUGCAGAUAGAGUAUGGGAAUAGACAUUGGCAUCCUGGAAACAACUGUGUAGAAAUCUACAAAUAAUAUAGUAAAGUUUGCAGUCACCAUCGGCAGGAGUAUGUUAAAGUGUAAUAACCUUGAUCAUUUCUCCCAUUGGAAAAGAGCUUCUAUAUGCGUCUAUAUUCGUUGUUAAUAUUUUGUAGGUAACUACUUCUUUUUCAAAAUAAAAUUACAGCUUGAGUAUAUGAAAGAACCAAUUACCAACAUUUUGGAAUAAAAAAAAAGUCUUCCUAUGAAGCUCCCAUCAAACUCUAAGUUAACCUAACAUCCUACUUUUGCCUAGCAUGUACCUAUUCUUUGACCGAAAGAUUAGUACAGUUACCUGUUUUUCUAUACAAAUACGAUCUUAGUUCAUGAGUGGAAGUUAUUGACUACAGAUAAAGAAAAAUUUAGGGCCGGUGUCCCGGUUAAACCUCGGUUAGCUAACCGGGGUUUAAUCGGGACAAAAAUAUAUGCAUAACAUAGACAUAAACGCAAUUAUACUUAUUAUUAUAAUCAUAAAUAAUUAUAAUAAUAAUUAAAAUUGCAUUUAUUACAACGCAAGAGGACCUACGAGGUACUUUUCUGUCCCGAUUAAACUCCGGUUAGCUAACCGAGGUUAAACCGGGACAUAAAGUACCGGCUCUUAAUGUAUAUAAAAAAUAGUUUUCAAAUUAGAGAGUAAAAUAGAAAAGAGCUUUAAACGUUAGAUAUAUAUAACACUAAAACGAACUAGUUUUUAAGUGUUUUUUUAUAAAAGUGAAUAAAUAAUUAGCACCUUAAAAUAACAAAGAGAAGACCAUUGACAACCGACUGUAGAAAAUGAUAUUAAUUUAUAAUUAAAUAAAGUGAUUACUGCUUUACUGUUUGAUUCCAAAAAUACAAAGCUUUUCUAUGUACCAGCUCCAGUUCUGAUAGCGAAAAAAUUCGGGGUGUCUGUCUCGCUCUUUCGCGGAUGCAUAUGUACACGUCACUGUUUCCGUUUUAAACUAUUACACACGGAGAAAAAAAAUUUGUUUAUUCGAGAUACAAAAUCAGAGCGAUUCACGGUUUUAGAUUUUAGCACGUGGUACUAUACGGAAAGCGGUAUCCCAGAGGGAUUUAUUAGCACAUAUGUUGCAUUCAAGAGAAGAAAACAGAGAUAGACCAGGACGCAUUUGUAAAAAUAUUAUUAUAUUUGAAAGUUGAGAGGUGACUCAUAUUUUUUUGCAGAAAUUGCUUUAAAAUAACUCAUAUAAUAAUAUUUGAGUUAUCCUCCCACUCAAAAAGGUCUGGAACAUUGUUUAAA
Molecule: messenger RNA, 6954 nt
Organism: Diabrotica virgifera virgifera (western corn rootworm)
Lineage: Eukaryota; Metazoa; Arthropoda; Insecta; Coleoptera; Chrysomelidae
Product: protein nervous wreck
Exons: 18
Coding region: 118-3144 (1008 amino acids)
Biological process (GO): neuromuscular synaptic transmission; regulation of actin filament polymerization
Cellular component (GO): recycling endosome; neuromuscular junction
Molecular function (GO): protein binding
Source: RefSeq, a predicted model, not a curated record